Plutella xylostella (diamondback moth) is the source of this 1660-nucleotide messenger RNA. RefSeq names its product proton-coupled amino acid transporter-like protein pathetic. Gene Ontology annotation, cellular component: vacuolar membrane. Gene Ontology annotation, molecular function: L-amino acid transmembrane transporter activity. Lineage: Eukaryota; Metazoa; Arthropoda; Insecta; Lepidoptera; Plutellidae. Gene Ontology annotation, biological process: amino acid transmembrane transport. The record is from RefSeq and is a predicted model, not a curated record.
CAAAGACAGCUGUUAACCUUCUUGACUCUUGUUCAAUCAAUAAUAUUCUGUUUCUGUCAAGGCUUUUUUCAAAAUAGAAAAUAAAGUUUAAAAUGAUCAUAGUAGGUAUUUUAGUUUUUGAUUCGGAUAUUUAACUUUUACGAGUCGGCCAUGGAUUACUUCUACCAAUUUUAUAACUGGCUGUUCAAGAGGGAACAUACGGGAAAGUCCACUGCUGAAGCCAGGCAGUACAGAGUGGUCGCCACAACUCAGGCUCAGGAGGAUGCCUUCGAUAUAGUCGCUGCCAAGGGACCAGGGAAGUACUCAGGGUUCCUCGGCACAAUAGCUCAUCUGGUAAAGGGAGCUCUAGGCGCGGGCAUCAUGAGCGGACAUGUGGGCUUCAUGAAGGGCGGCCUGUACCCCUCACUCGUCACCUCCUUCAUAGCCGGCUCCUACAUCGGGUACUGUCUUUAUAAACUGAUGUCUUCCGCCCAGAUUAUCUACAAGAGGACAAACAUACCGGAAAUGAACUAUCCCGACAUAGCCGAAGCGGCCACGGCAAUCUUUCCUAAUCCUAAGGUUCAGAGGUUUUCAGUGUUUUUUAGGCAUUAUCUGGACGUGAUAAUUUGCAUGGAGCUGUUUGGAGCAUGUGCGUGCUACCAACUCAUCAUCGCCAGGACCAUGAAACAGUUGAUAGAGGACACUGCUUCUUUUACGAUGGAUAUACGGCUAUAUUUGGUGAUUAUAAUUAUACCGAUCUUGCUCAUUUGCAUGGUGACAAAUUUGAAGUCUCUGGCGCCGCUGUCGAUUGUUGGGAACCUUUUCGUAUUGGCCUGCCUAGCGCUGACCAUCCGCUACGCGGUCCAGCUCAACCCCUCGUUUACCGGGAUGCGGGCUACAACGAGCCUGUGGAGCUACCUGGAGUUCCUCGGCAUGAGUAUCUUCAGUAUGUCCUGUGCCGGCGUCGUGGUCCCCGUCAGUAAUAAUAUGAAACAGCCUGAGAAGUUCGGCUUUGUCAUGGUUAUUGGAAUGGGAACUAUAACGGCUCUUUACAUAUUGAUAUCGUUUUUCGGCUACGCGGCCUACAAGGAUGGCUGCGUGACGCCUAUUACAUUGAACUUCCCUUUGGAAAUCGGUCCAAAUAUUCUGAAAGGUUUAAUAGCUGUAAUGGUCUACAUAACCCACGGGCUGAAUUUCUAUCAACCAUUCCACAUUGUCUGGUUCUACAUAAAGCCAAGAGUUGCGAACAAGUGUAAACUGUCUAUUUAUAAGUGGGAGUUGAUAUUCAGAUGUGUGUUUGCACUGCUGGUGUCCGUCAUUGCUAUAGUUUUUCCGCAAAUCAACAAUUUGAUGGGUUUUUUGGGUGCGUUUUGCCUGUCAAACAUGGCGCUGAUAUGUCCUUCCAUCAUUGAACUGCUCGUCAUCUGGCAUCGGCCAGGCUUGGGCCGGUUUAAGUGGAGACUUUGGAAGUGCGCCACCCUAAUAGUGGUGGGCUUCGCGGUCUUGUUUGUGUCUUCCGGUGUCAAUUUAUACUCGCUGGUCGUACCAGCGAAAGCGAAAGAGACUGCGACCACUGCCGCCCCGCCGCCACCUGCUAGUUAAAUAAUAUCUAAAUAGUAAAUAUUCUUGCUUAGAAUGUUUUACGUUUGUUACGAGAAAAUUAAACGAUCUGGAAGUAUAA